UUCACGUCACUUUUAUCUCUCCACCCACCCUCUUCACAUCUUCAACUCCAAUCUCUCUCGCUCUUUCAGAAGCUGCAAGUAACCCAGACAAUCCCUAAAACACAAGUCCUGCGGUAGGGUUUCUAAAUCACCGAUCUCUUCACCUCUUUCGCCCUCUGUUUUAUUAUACCAUGGUGAUUGUGAUUUCUUCUGGAAAUCACUAUUCAAUUUUCUCCAAAUCCAUUUCUUCUUUUGUUCUCAAUUUCUGUUUCUGUCUUCCCUGCAAAACUUCCAGCCUCUGUCUGUCAAUUAUGUCAAUUUAUUAGGGUUUCCCGUUAUUAGUGAUGUGAAGGGUUUCGUUGUCCAUCUCUUGAUCGACAAUUUGUGUAAAUUUAUACGCAUAUCUGUAUAUACGUCAUAUUUUGAAUUGGGGCUUUUUUGUGUGGAAUUCGUUCGGUGUUGUGGUUUAGUUUUGCUGUUUGAAUAUCGAGGAUAUUAUGAUUAUUGAGGAAUUGAAGGUCGGUGAGGUAGAGAGUGGGGGGGAGGAGAAAUCGUGCGUGGAAAUUGCCAAUAAAAGCAGUGGUGAAGGCGUUGUUUCGUGGGACGCGAAGAGGGUUUUCAUCGGAGCAGGGGCACGGGCGUUGUUUUAUCCAACUUUGCUUUAUAAUGUUGUUAGGAACAAGUUUCAGGCUGAAUUCCGCUGGUGGGACAGGGUCGACGAGUUCAUAUUGCUAGGUGCUGUUCCAUUCCCUACAGAUGUUCCAUGCCUAAAAGAGCUCGGUGUUCAUGGUGUGAUCACAUUGAAUGAGUCAUAUGAGACAUUGGUUCCGACAUCUCUAUAUCAUGCUUAUGGGAUCAAUCAUCUGGUCAUUCCUACAAGAGACUACUGCUUUGCGCCUUCCUUGAGUGAUAUUUGCCAAGCUGUGGAUUUCAUUCAUGAGAAUGUAUUGCAAGGGUGGACUACAUAUGUUCAUUGUAAGGCUGGUCGGGGGCGCAGUACAACGAUUGUUCUAUGUUACCUGGUGCAAUACAAGCAGAUGACACCUGAAGUUGCAUAUGAUUAUGUCAGGUCAAUCAGGCCAAGGGUGCUUCUAGCAUCUGCUCAGUGGAAGGCUGUUCAGGAAUACUAUAAUCUUAAGGUUAGAAGAUGUGCUCUUAAGACAACUGAUCUGAUCUUGAAAACCCCCAGGCCAGCGCAAUCUCGUGAUAUUGUGGCUUUUGAUGAUGGUUCUGUAGUCAUUGUUACAGAGGCAGAUCUUGAUGGGUAUGACCACACACAUGAGUCGGACACUGUGAGAAGAGAGAUAUGGGCUGAUCUAAGUGUGGUCUAUCGAGUUAGAGUUGCAGGUCAAGCAGCAUUGGCAAGAAUAUCCUGUUCCUAUCUGUGGUUCCGCUGCCAUACUAACCAAAAGAUAUUGAGAAAGCAGCUAAGCACAGAGAACAGCUGCUCAAUCCGGGCCAAUCACUUGGGAGGUAUUAGCGUUGACAUCCAAGUCUAUUGAGAGGCCUGCUGAAAUUGCACAAGGGUGAAUUAACGAGUUUCCUUUCCUUUCCAAGUUAUCCUUUCCGCAUAUAAAUGAUGAAUAAUGUAUACGAGGCUGGAGAAACUCCAUUUCCAUGACCCGUUGUAAAUCGACUUCUUGUCCUGAAUCGUAAGUGUAAGAAAACAUUGUGUUUCAUCAAUUAUGGAUGCAUUUCGUGGGGAAAA
Messenger RNA from Manihot esculenta (cassava), 1687 nucleotides. Its product is annotated as phosphatidylglycerophosphate phosphatase PTPMT2. Lineage: Eukaryota; Viridiplantae; Streptophyta; Magnoliopsida; Malpighiales; Euphorbiaceae. Gene Ontology annotation, molecular function: protein tyrosine/serine/threonine phosphatase activity; phosphatidylinositol-4,5-bisphosphate 5-phosphatase activity. Gene Ontology annotation, biological process: protein dephosphorylation. Bases 477 to 1481 code for a protein of 334 amino acids. The transcript has 6 exons. The record is from RefSeq and is a predicted model, not a curated record.